This is a messenger RNA of Daphnia pulicaria, 3459 nucleotides long. Its product is annotated as peptidyl-glycine alpha-amidating monooxygenase B-like. The transcript is spliced from 16 exons. Bases 250 to 2871 code for a protein of 873 amino acids. Gene Ontology annotation, cellular component: membrane; extracellular region. The record is from RefSeq and is a predicted model, not a curated record. Gene Ontology annotation, biological process: peptide metabolic process. Gene Ontology annotation, molecular function: protein binding; oxidoreductase activity, acting on paired donors, with incorporation or reduction of molecular oxygen, reduced ascorbate as one donor, and incorporation of one atom of oxygen; copper ion binding. NCBI's taxonomy places the organism in Eukaryota, Metazoa, Arthropoda, Branchiopoda, Diplostraca, Daphniidae.
GUGUGGAGGCUGUAGCGGCUCAAGCCUCAAGGUCUCCCCAGAAAAACUCUGACGUGACCACCGAACCUCGGUGUUGUGUAUUGUGUAUACUUAUAUGCCACUAUUCUAUUCAUCAUCCAAUCUUGUUUGUGCGUAGAAAAGCCUUUCAAUUUUUCCAGGCGCUUAAGGCUUGUAGAUUCGCCAUCAUAUUUUGACACGUAAGCUAUCAGUUCGUAGUUCUAUCUUGGCGAGGAAACCUUACACAACAAAAUGGAAAGGGUCCUUGUGUUGGCCAUGGUGUUCUGUGCUUGUAAUGGAUUAAUCAGAAAACUACCAGUUGGUGAACCCACCACAAAUGGUGGCUCAAACAUUAAAUUGAGAAUGCCAGGGAUAAUCCCUCAGAAGAAUGACGACUAUCUUUGCACUGCAUUUGAUGCCAGAGAUGAGCAAUUAUACAUCACUCAAUACAAAAUUGAGGGAAGUGCGGAAAGGGCUCACCACAUGCUUCUCUAUGGUUGUUCAGAUGUUCCAUCAACGGAAAUGUCAUGGGAUUGUGGACACCAUGGUGUGUGUUCAGGAUCAUCAAGUAUUAUGUUUGCUUGGGCUAAAAAUGCCCCUCCUACAAGCUUGCCACCUUCAGUUGGCUUUCGUUUCGGAGGCACUCAAACUUCAGUGAAAUAUUUGGUCCUUCAAAUCCAUUAUGCACACACUUUACCUCCUGGUGAAAAAGACUACAGUGGAAUGGAUAUUGAUGUGACUAGUGAAGAACAAAAAUAUAUUGCUGGAAUAUUUUUACUGAUUGGAGGAGCAGUUAUUCCACCAUUCAUGCCAAAGGUUCAUGCUGAUGCCUGUUGUACUGUUAAUGUACCUGCUCCCCUUCACUUAUUCGCAUAUCGCACACAUGCGCACGCAUUGGGACGUGUCAUUACGGGAUACAAGCUUGGACAAAUGAACGGGCAAAUAGAAGAAAUUGCACGAGGAAAUCCGCAAUGGCCACAGGCGUUCUACGGCAUGCCUCACGUAUUUGAUUUAGAAUCGGGUGAUAUUAUUGCUGCAAGGUGCACAUAUGACUCCACUAGCAAGAACGAAACAACGUAUAUGGGAUCAACUGCCGGCGAUGAGAUGUGCAAUUUGUAUCUGAUGUAUUACACGGAUGCAAAAAUUGGAACUUCCUACCAGAUUUGUACUGACCAGUGUUCUCGGGUGCCUACCUUAUUUCCCCUAGACUCUGAUGAACCGCUACCCCCUAAUCCGUUGCUGGAAGAGCAUGCUCUUCAUGGUAGCCAUGGUCAAGAAAAUGGUACCGUAGUAAUUUCCAAUAAAAUGUCAAUUAAUCUCGAGCAAUUGGAAUACAACAACGUCUUUGGUACGACAGGCGAUCCCCAUAAGACGAUUCCAGAGCCUGAAAAAAAAGACCAGAUGGAGUACUUAGCUAAUCAUGGAGGUCAUCGAAAACCUGGUUCACUGCUUCCUGCCCAAGACGAUCAAUUCAGUAACCAUGUCGAAGAAAUUACUCAAACGCACUUUGAAACGAAAACCACAUUAAGACCGGAAAUUACACAAAUCAAAACGUACUCCGAUAAAUACGUUGCUGACUCAAAAUGGUUGUCGACCAUUCAAAGUCAACCUUCGGCGGUUGCUAUCGAUUCUAUGGGGAAUAUAGUCGUCUUUCACAGAGCUGACAGAGCUUGGGGAUUUAAUACUUUUGGUUUCGAUAACCGUUUGGCCGAUCCUAGUAUUGGUCCAAUUGAAGAAGCGACCAUAAUCUUAUUCGAUCAUAUUGACAGUCAAGUAAUCAACAAAGGCGGUCAAAAAAUGUUUUAUCUUCCGCAUGGAUUAACAAUUGAUGAUGAUGAUUGCUUGUGGGUAACGGACGUUGGGGCUCACCAAGUUUUCAAGCUAACCCCAUUGCGGAAGAACACCAAUGGUUUACAGAUUUUACUGGAACUUGGCAAAAAAUUAGAACCUGGAUCUGGAGAUGGAGAGUUUUGCAAACCAACCUCCGUUGCUGUUUUGCCUAGCGGCGAAUUUUUUGUUGCUGAUGGCUACUGUAAUUCUAGAGUUAUUAAAUAUACCAAAGCAGGAAUCAAGAUAUCUGAGUGGAAAGCUGGAACUACAAGUCCUAUGAGUGUUCCUCAUUCGCUAACAUUGGUACCGGAAAGAGAAAUGGUUUGCGUUGCUGAUCGAGAGAACGGUCGGAUCCAAUGUUUUUCGAUUAACGAUGGACGCUUACAAAUGAUUCUGAAAUUUCCUGAAUUCCGAACUAGUCUCUAUGCAGUAGCCUACACAGGCGGGAAUAUGUAUGCCGUCAAUGGACCCUCCUCUUCAAAUGGAAAAGCUGUCCCUGCUGAAGGGUUUAUAAUUGAUAUGAAAGGAUCCGGAGAAAUCGUUUCUGUUUUUGGAAGCAAAGCAAGUACCCAUUUGGGCACACCUCACGCGCUUGCCCUUGGUCCUAAUGGUUCAUCUAUCUACAUUGCUGAUAUAUCCCCUUAUAGAGUUCUCAAGCUUAUACCAGAAGAAGCUGUUGGUAUGGCAUCAAAUCUCAUUAAGACGAAAGAAUCGAUUCAAAAUCCUGCAUCAAAAUCGUCUUCUAUCGAGCAUUUAAUAGAUUUAGACGUUUCUUCGUUUUCUACGUCCAUGAUUAUACUGUCAAUCCUAGCGGUUCCUUUACUCGUAAUCAUCAUCGUCGUUUCCAUCAUAAGGUUGAGACAGCGAGGUUGUUGUUCAGACAGCAAGAGAACUGCUAAACUGGAUUUGGGCAGCUUACUUGGACACCGCGACCCGAUUCGCGGAGGCUUUGAGAAACUUGCAAUGGAAGACAGCGACGGAGAAGGAGAAUUGGAUUCAGAUUCUGACGCUGAUGUGGUUGAGUUCACCAAGGCAAGCGCUUAGGAACUUGAAAAUCCCCCUUCUGAUUUUUUUAUUUUUAUAUUCUGGAAUAUGCACAAGGCCGCGUUCUGUCAUGUCAAAAAGCCUGAGUACUUUAAUCAUAUUUUUUUCUCAUAAUUGAUCUUGGUUGCGAUUGAUCUUCCAUACUCGGCAAACGUUAAUGUUAGACAUUGUUUCAUUUGUGAACAUUCCUUGUAACCUAACAUUUGAAAGGCUGCCUUAUCCACGUUAUCUAAAUUAAGUAUUAAUAUGGUGCAAUCGAAAAUUGGUGUAAUUUUUCUCACUCCUUUUUCUUUGCUUUGACGCCCCUCAAAUUAACUGUAAACUGUGGUUGUGGUUUUACGUUUAGGUUGUGUCGGGGUUGGUUUUAUGUUAUUCAUAAAAUGUGAAUGAAACUCGUGUGGUUUUACAGUAGGUAAGAUACGAAGCUGUGUUGAAAAAACCCCAUUCCGCUUUUUGAUGAUUUAUGGUUUCCUCGGUAGUUUCUUUUAACAAUUUGUUUAAAAAUUCGUUUAUUGUUGAUUGAAGAAUUUGAUGAAUUAUAUCCAGAAUGUAAAAAAAAAUCACAAAUACAAAUGUUACGGCACCGAA